CCCAAGGGGCGGGGACGCGCCGGGCGCCGUUGCUCGCGGAGCGGAGCAGCCCCGCCCUGGCCCUCGGCUCCAGGAAGACGGCGCAGGCCCUUCCGCCUCGGUGCGUGUCGUGGGACAGGAGGUCACGGGGUCAGCAGGCAGCGCAGCUGGUCCUGGCCGGGCCUCAAGUUUGGUGGCUGGUGGCGGGUAGCAGCGUCCUGCUCCUGGCUGGGGGCUGCCCGCGCUCCGCGAGUGGUGCUGCUCCAGGGCGGGGACUGCCCAGGGCCAGGUUUCCAAUAAAUAGAAUCGCAAACAGUACUUGAGAGAAAUGACCCACUGGUUUCAUCGCAACCCUUUAAAGGCUACAGCUCCCGUCACAUUCAAUUUCUAUGGGGUAGCCAGCAGUCCUGCUGCAACAAAGAUUUGCAAUGACUUAAGAUCAUCUAGGGUACGACUCUUGGAGCUGUUUACUGAUUUGAGUUGUAAUCCAGAAAUGAUGAAGAACGCAACUGAUUUGUACUUUUCACUCUUGCAAGGCUUUAUAGUCUCACUGGAUAACUCUUCCCAAGACUGCAAGUUGCGAUAUAUUCAGAAUUUUAAGUGGACAGACACAUUACAAGGACAAGUUCCAAGUGCCCAGCAGGAUGCUGUGUUCGAAUUGGUUUCCAUGGGAUUUAACGUGGCUCUCUGGUACACAAAAUAUGCAUCGAGACUGGCUGGGAAAGAAGAUAUAACAGAAGAUGAAGCAAAAGAUGUUCACAGAAGCUUGAAGAUAGCAGCUGGGAUUUUUAAACAUUUGAAGGACAGCCAUAUCCCCAAACUGAUUACACCUGUAGAAAAGGGGAGGGAUUUAGAAGCUCGACUUAUAGACUCCUACAUCAUCCAGUGCCAAGCUGAAGCUCAAGAAGUGACAAUUGCCCGAGCUAUUGAGCUGAAACACAAUCCUGGUCUGAUAGCUGCUCUAGCCUAUGAAACAGCCAAUUUCUACCAAAAAGCUGAUCAAAUGUUAUCCAGUUUGGAUCCAGCAUACACUAUUAAAUGGAGAAAGUACUUACAGUUGAAGGCAUGUUUCUAUAUGGCUUAUUCAUACUGCUACCAUGGUCAAACUCUGCUGGCCAGCGAUAAAUGUGGAGAAGCAAUCAGAUCUCUGCAGGAAUCAGAAAAAUUUUUUGUCAAGGCUGAAGCAUUUUGCAAAGAAUAUGGUGAAACCAAAGGGCCUGGGACUACUGCCAAACCCUCUGGCCACCUCUUCUUUAGGAAACUAGGAAGUCUGGUUAAGAAUACCCUAGAAAAAUGCCAGAGAGAAAAUGGUUUCAUUUACUUUCAGAAAGUGCCACCCGAGGCUCCUCAGCUGGAGCUGAAGGCAAACUAUGGUCUGGUAGAACCCAUCAUUUUUGAAUUUCCUGCCUUGCAUGCACACUGGACCCCUGAAACACUUGCUGCAUUUGAUCUCACCAAGAGGCCAAAGGAUGACAGUGCUAAGCCAAAACCAGAGGAAGAAGUGAAACCUCUGAAAGAACCAGAUAUAAAGCCUCAAAAAGACAGUGGAUGCCAGAUCUCUUAAACACCAUAAGUGCUUUGAAUUCCUUCUACAAGUUGUAUUUAAUGAACUCUGGGGCUUUCAUUUAAGAUCCCCUUUUCUAAUUCUUCUUAAUCCUAAAGAUUAAUUUACUGAUUUAUGUUUAGUAGAAGUCUCUUCAUUGAGAAUGUGGCUGGAUUUAUAAAUGAAAUUAUUUAUAGCCAGGCUUUUUGUUGUUGGGACCUCAAUGAGCUCAAAUGUCCACAUGCUUAUAGAAAGUGUUUUAAGUUUAGGUGGUGGUUCUCAGGUUAGCUUCUGUACCGAGAAUAGCAUACUGAAGUUAGUAUUUCCCACCAUAGGAAAGGGUGGUAAAGUUAAAGAUAUGGUUUCUUUCCAUGAGAUUUAAUUCUUUACAUACUACUUAUAGUGUCAAGCGCCCAGAACAAAAAAAGAUACAAAUGGAAAUUUGCCAGAAGCAAUCUUUUAGUCAUGUUCAUCACAAAGGCUUAAAACCCUGUCUCGUUCCCAUUCUGUUUCUGAUAAAUGAGAAAAGUAAUUCUCAGCUGGGCUUUAUCCAUGUGGAAACUUCUAUAGUGAAGUGACUUCACUAUACUUCCUCAGAAGCGGAAUUUCUCCAUAAUCAGAAUGCAGUUUAUACUCCGUUGAAACAACUGGACACUCCAUUCUACUUCACUUUAAAUCGGGUUUCCCUAUACCCAAGUUCAUAGUAACCUGCUUCCUCUGUAGCUUGUUUAUUUUAUCCAACUGCUUACUUUGAAGGCUUUUAAUCUCAAAUUGGGAGUCUGGUGGUGGCAUGGGAGUAUGAGGCAG
Messenger RNA from Mauremys mutica (yellowpond turtle), 2329 nucleotides. It is a transcript of the gene BROX, whose product is annotated as BRO1 domain and CAAX motif containing. The transcript is spliced from 13 exons. NCBI's taxonomy places the organism in Eukaryota, Metazoa, Chordata, Testudines, Geoemydidae. Bases 308 to 1543 code for a protein of 411 amino acids. The record is from RefSeq and is a predicted model, not a curated record.